Messenger RNA from Neurospora tetraspora, 1210 nucleotides. RefSeq lists its product as uncharacterized. The record is from RefSeq and is a predicted model, not a curated record. The coding region runs from base 351 to 1028 and encodes 225 amino acids. NCBI's taxonomy places the organism in Eukaryota, Fungi, Ascomycota, Sordariomycetes, Sordariales, Sordariaceae. The transcript has a single exon.
GUCAGUACCUAUCUUUCUGGAGCCAGCGCCUAUCUCUUGCUCUUUGCGUGUCCUUGAAGCUCCACUUGACAAUUCCCCGUCAAUCAUUUCAUCUGCACUUGAAAGCUUCCAUUGCAUGUCUGCUGCCAAUAUUUGCACCCAACAUACUCUGUCGGCUCUUCCCAUUGCGCAUUGCAGACCAGCCAUUUUAUAACCACUGACAGGCGCAGAGGUCUCGGCCACUCCCUAGUCUGGGGUCGCCGUGGCCGUCUGCAACCAGUGCCCGAGACGCUCGUAUCCGUCCUUGUAGUAACAGUUCUGUAUCGGUAACAAACCCCCCAGACAAACCAGACGACCACCCACCUCACACGAUGACGGGACGCUUGGUUCAGGUUGGUGGAGGCAAGAAAUGGAGUUCCGUGUGUUCGUUCGCUAAAACGACGACAUCGACGUGCGGUGCGGGACCCCAAAAACUCCAAUUUACCCCCUCCAAUCUGGCAGAAUCGGGGUGCGCUGGAGCCAAUUAUGUCAUAGCAGCCCCUUCUCCCCCAACUUCAGCCCAUCGGACAGCAUCUGAAUUGGCGUCAUGCUGUCUUUUUGUACAAGUCUUGCUUGGGCUAAGCGAGCCCCAACAAACCCAGCUUCGCUCACAAACGACGUACGAUGCACACGUUAGUGCUGAACGCCAGGGGAUGUUGAUAAGGCACGUUGGAGAUCGCCAUCACCGUCGCUGUCGCCGUCGCCUCGCUUCGUGUUCAGCGCAAUGGAUCCAAAAGUUUGCGGCUUUCUGUUCCACUGUUCCGUUCCACGCGCAGCCCCCAUGCAGUAGCGGCGGUCCACUCCUGGGGAUGGUAACUAAAAAAGCUGCCGAUAGUUUCUGCAGGGCAAAGCGUCGUUCAACUACAGCGCGGCCCGGUGUCUGUCAGCUUGACACGUGUGUUGAGAUGUCCAGAGUUGCCAGAGUCACGGCAGCAUCCAUGUAUCCGAGCACAACGGUCGUGGAUAAAUCUCUCUUCCAAAAGCAUCUCUCUUCAAGGGGACGGCGAUAAGGGUCAGAAGCAGUGAGAGGCUAUCACCAAGAGCGAGCGAGCGUGGAGUUAUUGUAGGUUGCGCAGCAGCGGGCCGCCUGCGCUGAAUGGCUGUCUUGGGCGGUUGGAAUCCACCCGCGCGAACAAGCUGACAAACCAGGCACAGAGUCACUGCAUUUCAAGAGAUCUGCAGGAAAUGGGCA